Messenger RNA from Glossina fuscipes, 1113 nucleotides. RefSeq names its product ras-like GTP-binding protein RhoL (gene RhoL). NCBI's taxonomy places the organism in Eukaryota, Metazoa, Arthropoda, Insecta, Diptera, Glossinidae. The transcript has 3 exons. Gene Ontology annotation, molecular function: GTPase activity; GTP binding. Gene Ontology annotation, biological process: small GTPase-mediated signal transduction. The record is from RefSeq and is a predicted model, not a curated record. The coding region runs from base 198 to 755 and encodes 185 amino acids.
AUUGAAAAUUUACUAAUUAUCAAGUGUUUAUGAUUAAUUUUAUUAAUUGAGUAAAGUGCGAAUAAAUGAAAAACAUGCAAAUCGCUUAACAUAGCCCCAGAGAAAUUUGUUAGUGAUUUCAAUUUCAAUUAAAAGAAUUCCGAGAAAGAGAUAGAGAGCGAUAUUCACCGAUCCGAAAAUUCAAAAAAAAAAAAACAAUGUCCAACAGCCUGCGUCCCUUGAAAAUCACUAUAGUUGGUGACGGUAUGGUAGGCAAGACGUGCCUGCUCAUAACCUACACACAAAAUGAAUUUCCAAAGGAGUACAUACCAACCGUUUUCGAUAAUCAUGCCUGCACUAUAACUGUCGAUGAAAAGGAAUACAGCCUCACUUUAUGGGAUACAGCCGGGCAAGAGGAUUACGAACGACUACGACCCUUAAGUUAUCCAAACACUAAUUGUUUCCUAUUAUGCUAUUCGAUUAGCAGCCGCGCUUCAUUUGAAAACAUCAAGAGUAAAUGGUGGCCCGAAAUACGUCAUUUUUCCAAUAACGUACCGGUAGUGCUGGUGGGUACUAAACUCGAUUUACGUAUAGCGAAUUCCGAGAAAUUUGUUACAACAACCGAAGGACGACGUUUACGCAAAGAAAUUCAUGCUCACUCAUUAGUAGAGUGCUCGGCUAAGAAAAAACUUCAUCUGAAUACCGUCUUUGAAGAGGCAGUACGAGCUGUGGAAAAGAAACCGAAAAAUAAACCGCAUCAAUGUGUGGUGCUAUAGUCUCUAAAUAGUUUACUUCUACGUUUUUUUCUUCGAGGCCUCGUAAAUUGUUGGGUCUAACGUCUCAUAUCUGAUGUGCAUGUAUAUUUAUUACAUUUAAUUAUUUCGAUUUAAAUUCUUUUCUCCUUAUUGUUAAAUGCUCAGAAAAUUGAAAAAUAUUUUAAUUUUUUUUUUGUAAUCGAAACAUAUAAAAUAAUCAAAACAUAUAAAACCUGACCAAAGUUGUUUAUAUUAGGUGUGUAAAUAAAUUCGUUCCGCUUUUUUUGAUCAAAUUCAAUUUUACUUGAAAUAUACCACCAUUAUGGGGGGCUUAUGACACUCGACACUUGCCGGUUUGAAGACGAAAUAGUCUCCCCAU